Funneliformis caledonium is the source of this 450-nucleotide messenger RNA. NCBI's taxonomy places the organism in Eukaryota, Fungi, Glomeromycota, Glomeromycetes, Glomerales, Glomeraceae. The record is from the annotation of a GenBank genome assembly.
AUGCCAGACGUUGGGGAAGAACCUCCUGCUACUAAUAAUAUACUAGAAGAAGUGGAGGCAGAACUUAAGGAAUUGUUGAGAACCAUCGAGACUAAUAUUUGGAACUUUGAAGGUUCUUACUUGGAAGAGACCCAUUCUGGCGGAAACCUUAUCCGUGGAUUUGAUUCAUAUUUGAGACCUUCGACCGAGAAAAAGAAACGUGCGGAAAUUAGUCCUGAAGAACGAUUGUUUUCAAGAUCGAGUGUAACUUCGGAAAGGGCCGUCAAUAUAAAUGAUGAAUCGUCAUCGAGUUCAGAUGAUUACAUUAACAUUAAGAAUGGAUAUAAACAAAUGAGUAACAACAGAAAGAAGAAAAAACAAAGGCAUAGUUUUACUUUUACUCAAGAGGUUAAACGAAUCAAAUUCACUUAUCGUGAAGGUAAAGAAACGGAGGAAGAAUUGGAUAUUUGA